AAGUCAGGCCGCGUCAUGCGUUUUGCGCAUAGCGAGCUACCGCUUUGAAUUACAGUAAUAUUAGCUAAGAUAGCUUAUUUCCAAACGGUCGGGAGGAUUUAUUUUACGCGUGGUGUUUAAACACUGCCCAAAGUCAUGAGUUCUCACGGCAAGGCGUGCACUGAAUUUAAAAAGAACUGGAGCCAGCUGUGAAACGGCUUUAGCUAAUGCAAGGCUAACUGCUAACCUCGGUAGCUCGUAAAAAGACGAACAUGGGAUCCAAAGGAAAGAAAAGGAUGGUUCUGCCAACUCGACCUGAUCCGCCGUCAGUGGAACAGAUAAUCGAAGAUAUACACCGUGCCUACGCCAAUGAUCCGGUCUUCAGUAUUUUGCAAGAUCCAGUAGUUUGCGACGAAGAAUUGAAAGAAAGCUCAAACAGUGAAGUGGAGGCCAGGUACUUGCAGAGCAGACGGUAUCUGGAGCUGUGCGAGAGGCUACAGGAGGCCCGCGCUGACCUGGUGCGACGAAGAGAAGCGCUCAUAACUGCUGGGGAGUCUUUAGAGCGUAGUGUGGCAGAGGUGAAGAGAAGCGCUAUCUGAAUGACCAUUACUUGCGGUUGGGACAGUCCCACUUCUUGGGUUGGACUCACUGAAUGAGAGCCAAUUUGGGGACUUGUUUCCAAGUCUUGAAUUUUGCUGAAAUAGUCAAUAAUACUGAGAUAGAAGCAGAAAGACUUGAAGUAGCAACAGUUGAAAGCAACAGUUUAGCUUUUUUUUCCACCUUGCCUCUGUACUUCAGUGCUUUAUUCAUAGUGCUUUUUCUUGACAGACUUGAGAACAUUUUAUUUUGCUAUACAAGAUAUAAAACCUUUUGUUUUCUCAGCUUUGAGAUGACCAGGUGAGAAUUAACAACUAAGUUAUGUUUUAAUGAUUUUGAGAAGGGUUUUUGGUUGUUGUCACGGAACUCAAGGUAUAGACUGCUAAAAUGUAGAGCCAGAGCAGGAGUUUGGUAGAAAUACUUGUGAACAGCAACAAAAUCUUUGAGACUGAAAUACUUGUCUGUGCCCUGUCAUUUAUUUUUGCCUAAAUCUUUUUUUAGUUCUGCAUAGUAAAAGGGUUGAUUUGUUACUUUUUUUUUUAUUCAAGAUGCAUAGACAUUAGAUUACUUUCUGCUGUCUUGUGCAACAACAAAAAUCACCAAAAUCAAGCCUCUUGUCCAUCUUUAAUGUAUCUCUUUGAUUUUGUAAUAUACUGUUGCUGUUCCAUUGUAGGAUGCCUUUACCUCAAACUCUGUUUAACAUGAGUUAAUCUGGUAAUAAAUCUGGUAAUGUCAACUAAUUAA
Molecule: messenger RNA, 1320 nt
Organism: Electrophorus electricus (electric eel)
Lineage: Eukaryota; Metazoa; Chordata; Actinopteri; Gymnotiformes; Gymnotidae
Gene: c26h19orf25
Product: chromosome 26 C19orf25 homolog
Source: RefSeq, a predicted model, not a curated record